Messenger RNA from Lingula anatina, 2763 nucleotides. RefSeq names its product tubulin gamma-1 chain. Gene Ontology annotation, biological process: microtubule nucleation; cytoplasmic microtubule organization. The record is from RefSeq and is a predicted model, not a curated record. Gene Ontology annotation, molecular function: GTP binding. Gene Ontology annotation, cellular component: gamma-tubulin complex; microtubule. Lineage: Eukaryota; Metazoa; Brachiopoda; Lingulata; Lingulida; Lingulidae.
AAUGAUUUUUGAAUAGUUUAACUACCUCGUUCCUUCGGGUAUCUUCGUAGUGACCUACAUUUUACCGCCAUUUUCGACGGCGAUAUUUGGCAGGUUUCCUACAGUUAAAAUAUCCCAGUGUGAUUAUCGGAAAAGUUGACGGUCAAUUUAGGUUUCACGCGCAUUGCGUCAAGUCUGCCAAAAUGCCCCGAGAAAUAAUAAGUUUGCAGCUUGGACAGUGCGGUAAUCAAAUUGGAAUGGAGUUUUGGAAACAGCUAUGUGCAGAACAUGGCAUAAGUCCAGAGGGAAUUUUAGAGGAAUAUGCAACUGAAGGUACAGACAGAAAAGAUGUGUUCUUUUACCAGGCUGACGAUGAGCACUACAUUCCCAGAGCAGUAUUGCUGGACCUGGAGCCCAGGGUGAUCAAUACCAUCAUGAACUCUCCCUACUCCAACCUUUACAACCCAGAGAAUGUGUUCACUGCCAAGCAUGGAGGAGGGGCAGGCAAUAACUGGGCUAGUGGAUUUGCUCAGGGUGAAAAACUGUAUGAAGAAGUGUUUGACAUCAUUGACAGAGAAGCUGAUGGCAGUGACAGCUUAGAGGGUUUCAUCCUGUGUCAUUCCAUUGCUGGAGGUACUGGGUCUGGCAUGGGAUCAUAUCUGUUGGAGAGACUUAACGACAGAUUUCCAAAGAAGCUCAUCCAAACCUAUUCCGUAUUCCCAAACCAAGAAGAGACGUCCGAUGUGGUAGUUCAGCCGUACAAUUCGUUGCUCACUCUGAAGAGACUAACACAGAAUGCAGACUGCGUCGUGGUUCUUGAUAACACAGCUCUACACAGAAUUGCUGCCGAGAGACUCCAUCUUGAGACGCCAAAUUUUGCCCACAUAAAUCAGUUGGUUUCCACGGUGAUGUCGGCCAGCACAACCACCUUAAGAUACCCUGGUUACAUGAACAAUGAUCUGAUUGGUCUGAUUGCAUCUCUAAUUCCCACGCCCAGACUUCACUUCCUGAUGACAGGAUACACACCUCUCGCCACAGACUCACAAACUGCCAGUGUCCGUAAGACCACAGUGCUAGAUGUGAUGAGAAGGCUACUUCAACCCAAGAAUAUGAUGGUGUCCACUCCUGUCCAGAGACAAGCCAAUCACUGCUACAUCUCUAUACUGAAUAUCAUACAGGGAGAGGUGGACCCCACACAGGUCCACAAAAGUUUACAAAGAAUUCGAGAGCGGAAGUUGGCCCAGUUCAUCCCCUGGGGUCCUGCCAGCAUCCAGGUGGCGCUGUCGCGGAAGUCGCCAUAUAUCCAGUCUGCCAACAGAGUCAGCGGCCUCAUGAUGGCCAAUCAUACGAGUAUAUCUUCAUUAUUUUCCCGUACUCUCAGCCAGUAUGACAAACUGAGGAAACGAGAGGCAUUUCUGGACCAGUUUAAGAAGACUGAAAUGUUCAAAGACAACCUGGACGAGUUUGACGCCUCCCGAGAAGUUCUGCAGCAACUGGUGGAGGAAUACCAGGCAGCCACAAAACCAGAUUACAUAUCUUGGGGCACACAGGCAGGCGUGUAGCUGAGAAGUCGGGACGAUUUUGAAGAUUUCAGUGACGUCUUUAUAAUACACCACACAUGAAAACAUUAAACAGAUCAUUAUGAACUGACUAGAGCACAGCUGAGCUUUGCUGGUAACAAGAACUGCAAAGGGAGUUUUUAUCAUCGCUUGCUUGGAUGGUAUCAGCAGAAAUGGCCUGUUAUUCUUGACAAAGCCAUUUAAUGCUUGACUUCCAUUGAUGGUGUCAUUUUCAAUUUGGAAAUGCACCAAGAAUAACAUGGAGUUUGCGUUGACAUGUUUGUGUAUCUUUUGUGAAAAUCAUCCAGUUUGCUGGGACAAGCGGUUCUUCCCACUCCUCUCUGAGAUGACCCCGUUUGUAAAUCUUCGUGACAGCUUUUUUACGUGACUGGUUUAAAGAAUUAAAGAGCAUUAUGAGAAAAUGUUGGGAAGGAAUGCUGUAGAGAACUGUUAAUUAUCUUGAACAUAUUGCUGUUGAAAAGAACUGAAAGCCAUUUUGAACAAUUCUAAGAACUUUUGACACGGCUGGACCUCGUGUUGAGUUGACAUGGCUGGUGGCUCUGUUUGCACGCCUCAGAUGUCCUGGGGUUUUAAACCGUCCUCGCAAAGAAUCUUGGUUUCAGAACCUUAUGGUUCGUAGGCACUUAAGUGACCAGAUCCUUGAAGGCAAUUGUCUUACGCUGUGAAUACAGAAAAAAAGUGUCUGUGGUGAAUAGCCAAUUAAAAGUUAACUGUUAUGGUAAGGAAGUAUCUGUCCUUAGAUCUUAAAUUAUUUAUUAUGUUCACAUAUAUAACAUUUGGCCAAGUGCCAGAUAUACGAAUAGCUUAAAAAUGAAAAAUGAAAUUUUGUUUUUGCAAAACCCCACCUCUUGUUUUAUUUAUUUACAUGAAAUUAUUGCUAAACCUUGAAAUUUUGAAGUGGAAAUCGGUCUCAAGCUUAAUAGGCCUUUGGAGAAACUUAUGACUUUGAGCAGAUAAGACAGCUGAUGAAUUUUUAGCUGUCAGCCGAAUUGUUUGUGAUUUGACAUGUAAUGUCAGUUCACCUGUUGAUUAAAGUAUUUAAGUUGGCAGUUUUUCUAUAUCUCGUAUGCAUAUAAUCAGCUGAAUAAUCAUUACUAUUAUUUUUAUUAUUUUGAGAAUAUUUAAAGUCCUAAGCAGAAAAAAAAAACUGAAAAUGUAUCUUAAAAAUUUAUUUUUGAAAGUGGUCAAUAAAGUUUUAACAUAA